AUGAACCCUGGCGUAGAGGUCCCCGUGUUGUUCUAUCCCCAGGACGUCAAGGUUCGGGCAAUGGAGAAGGCGGCCACUGCCAAGGCUCACUUCGAGACGUACUACAACGACUUGUUGCAGGAUGGUCCAUCACCUCGCUCCGCAAGGCUUGAUGGCAUAAGGUCCGUCCUAGAUAGCAACCCCAUGGUACUACCUGAAGACAGGAAGGAGCUCGAAACCGCAUUUUUUCAACAGGAAACCCAUCAUCUGCGGCAGUCCAGGGUUUUGAAGUGGGAAAGUCUUCGCGCUGCUAAUUGCCUUGUCGAUAACGGCCAAGGACCAUGCGUGAAGAACUACUCGACGCUCAAGAACUUGGGCAAGGGCAGCUUUGGCGUUGUACGCCUGGUUCGGGAAAAAGGUGAUGGAGACCUCCAGAGUGGUCAACGGCGCCAGAAGAAUGUGUACGCCAUGAAGGUCAUCAGAAAGACAGACAUGAUCCGCAGUUCACAGGAAGGCCACCUACGUGCCGAGCGGGACUUCCUUAUUGCGUCCGAAACCUCCGAAUGGUGA
This is a messenger RNA of Verticillium alfalfae VaMs.102, 549 nucleotides long. Its product is annotated as serine/threonine-protein kinase cbk1. The record is from RefSeq and is a predicted model, not a curated record. The coding region runs from base 1 to 549 and encodes 182 amino acids. Lineage: Eukaryota; Fungi; Ascomycota; Sordariomycetes; Glomerellales; Plectosphaerellaceae. Gene Ontology annotation, biological process: peptidyl-serine phosphorylation; intracellular signal transduction. The transcript has a single exon. Gene Ontology annotation, molecular function: ATP binding; protein serine/threonine kinase activity.